Jatropha curcas is the source of this 1993-nucleotide messenger RNA. RefSeq names its product beta-fructofuranosidase, insoluble isoenzyme CWINV1. The record is from RefSeq and is a predicted model, not a curated record. Gene Ontology annotation, biological process: carbohydrate metabolic process. Lineage: Eukaryota; Viridiplantae; Streptophyta; Magnoliopsida; Malpighiales; Euphorbiaceae. Gene Ontology annotation, molecular function: hydrolase activity, hydrolyzing O-glycosyl compounds.
GAGAUGGACUUGCCUUCUCAUCUUUAACCACUCAAACAACUUAGAGAAAACAUGGCCACCUCUUUCUCUUCUCUUACUCUUAGGCUCUUCUUCUUCUUCGCUGUCCUUCUUGGCCACGGAGUUUUUGAGCUUGAAGCUUCUCAUCACAUUUAUGAUCAGACUCUUCAAAGUCUUGAAUCCACAGAUUCUACUUCCAUAACUCAACCUUACAGAACUGGUUACCAUUUUCAACCUCCCAAGAACUGGAUGAACGAUCCUAAUGGGCCAAUGAUUUAUAAGGGAAUUUACCAUCUUUUCUACCAAUACAAUCCUAAAGAAGCUGUGUGGGGCAACAUAGUAUGGGCCCACUCAACAUCGAGGGAUCUUGUUAAUUGGACCCCACAUAAAUUUGCAAUCUACCCAUCACAGCCAGGUGAUAUCAACGGUACCUGGUCUGGUUCAGCUACAUUUCUCCCUAAUGGUACACCUGCUAUCCUUUACACUGGAAUAAACCCACAAAACCAGCAAGUUCAAAACUUGGCCAUGCCCAAAAACACAUCUGACCCAUACCUUCUAGAUUGGGUCAAAACCCCUAGAAAUCCAUUAAUGGCACCCAAUGCCCAAAACCAAAUUAAUGCUACUUCAUUUAGAGACCCAACUACUGCUUGGUUAGGUGCUGAUGGUAGAUGGAAAGUGAUUAUUGGUAGCAAAAUCCAUAGAAGAGGAUUAGCAAUUCUUUAUACAAGUAAAGAUUUCAUUAACUGGGUUAAAGCUAAACACCCAUUGCAUUCUGCUGAGGGCACUGGAAUGUGGGAGUGUCCUGAUUUUUUUCCUGUGUUAGCAAAUGGUAAAAACGGAGUUGAUUUGAAAAUUCAGAAAGGUGUUAAGUAUGUGCUUAAGUUUAGUUUAGAUGAUACAAAACAUGAUCAUUACACUAUUGGAGAUUAUGAUCAUGUGAAGGAUAUUUAUACUCCUAAUAGAGGAUCAACUGAUGGUGAUUCUGGGUUACGAUAUGAUUAUGGUAAAUUUUAUGCUUCAAAAACUUUCUUUGAUAGUGCUAAGAAUAGAAGGAUUCUGUGGGGUUGGUCUAAUGAGUCUUCAAGUGUUAGUGAUGAUAUCAAGAAGGGUUGGGCUGGAAUUCAGGCAAUUCCAAGAGUUAUUUGGCUUGGCAAAUCAGGAAAGCAAUUGAUCCAAUGGCCUAUUGAGGAAAUUGAAAAGUUACGUACAAAUCCAAUCAACUUGCCUAGAAAAGUCCUUAAGAAAGGGUCUGUGCUUCAAGUUGCAGGUGUCACAGCAGCUCAGGCAGAUGUGGAGAUUUCAUUUAAGGUAUCAAAUUUGGAGAAAGCAGAAGUGCUAAACCCAAGCUGGACCAAUCCACAAUUGGUUUGCAGCCGAAAGGGUGCAUCAGUUAGAGGUAGUUUAGGUCCAUUUGGGUUGCUAGUUUUGGCUUCAAAUGGAUUUGAAGAGUACACAUCAGUAUUCUUUAGAAUAUUCAAAAGACAAAACAAAUAUGUGGUGCUUAUGUGCAGCGACCAAAGCAGGUCUUCACUAAACCCAGGUAAUGAUAAGACCACUUAUGGAGCUUUUGUGGAUGUGGAUCCUGUUCAUGAGCAGAUUUCAUUAAGGAGCUUGAUUGAUCAUUCUGUGGUGGAGAGCUUUGGUGGAGGUGGAAAGAGCUGCAUUUUAACCAGAGUUUAUCCCCAGUUGGCUAUAAAUGAGGCUGCCCACUUGCAUGCUUUUAAUAAUGGCAGUGAAAGUGUUACUAUUACAAGAUUUAGUGCUUGGAGCAUGAAGAAAGCUCGUAUCAACUGAAACGGAAAAAAGAGUUAGGGAAGUGGAGAUGAUAACUAAAGCAGCAAGGAAUGAGUGACGGAUUUAUCAUUAUAUAUAUAUAUAUAUAUAUAUUAGGAAAUUUGACUUUUAUUUUUUAAUUAACUAAAUAUAUAUAUUUUUAAUUUGUAUUGUCUCUAGCUAAGAUGUAAUAAAAGAAUGCAAUGGAUUUUGUAUUUGCCAA